Cavenderia fasciculata is the source of this 621-nucleotide messenger RNA. RefSeq lists its product as uncharacterized. The record is from RefSeq and is a predicted model, not a curated record. Bases 1 to 621 code for a protein of 206 amino acids. The transcript is spliced from 2 exons. NCBI's taxonomy places the organism in Eukaryota, Evosea, Eumycetozoa, Acytosteliales, Cavenderiaceae.
AUGGAUGUUACAUUUGUUUAUAGAUACGAUCCAAAAAGACCAUAUCUAAGUAAUUGGUCAAAAAUAUUUAAUUCACUAAACUAUGUAGUUUAUAUGGGAGUUGUCAUCAUAUUCUUUUUAAAUCUAUUCAAAUCAACUUGUGAAUGUAAAUAUGAAUCGAUAAAAGGUCAAAAAGAUGGUGAUGUUAAAAACAAAUCAGAAGCUGUUGGACAACCUUAUCUUUAUAUAAUGAUUGCUUUUACUUGUUUUUCAGGAUUUACAAGUUUAAUUUUUAAUAUGUUGUUUCCACCAAAUACAUCGGUUACUAGAAGUACUACAUCCGAGUAUGCUGGUACUGCCUAUACCAAUGAUGGAAUACCAAUGGAUGUCCAUAAAGUAACGACUACGACAACUCAUAGUGUAGGUCCCCUUCAAUCACUUUCAACCAAACUUACCAAACAAAAUAUUUCAAAUCUUGCCUUAUACCUUGUCGUCAUUGUUCCAUUAAUCAUUAUCAUCUAUAUCAUGUACUUUAAUGCAAAUGCAGGUUGUAAAGAUUGUUGUCUAUUUAAUCUUUAUGAUGAUAGAAAGUGUGAUAUUGAGAAUUCAAAGUUCCUAGUUUCAAGUGAUGCUUGGAAAUAG